This is a messenger RNA of Cynara cardunculus var. scolymus (artichoke), 1793 nucleotides long. RefSeq names its product dnaJ protein P58IPK homolog. The transcript has 9 exons. Gene Ontology annotation, molecular function: protein binding. The record is from RefSeq and is a predicted model, not a curated record. Gene Ontology annotation, cellular component: endoplasmic reticulum lumen. Lineage: Eukaryota; Viridiplantae; Streptophyta; Magnoliopsida; Asterales; Asteraceae. Bases 109 to 1554 code for a protein of 481 amino acids.
CCCUUGAAAUCAUCCCAAAUUUCAUAUUCAUAUAUACACAUUGAGUGUGUGUGUAUAUACAUAUUAUAUAUAUAAAUCACACAAUCACACAGUGUAAUCUGUAAUGCGAUGAUGAAGGUAUUGAAGAUGGUCUCAGCAAUGGACUUGGUAGCAUGGAGAGGGUUAGUGUUUGUAUUCAUCCUCCAGUUCGUAUUUGCUUGCCAAAUCAUCUUUCCGCCACUUGUUUCUGCCCUAGAUGGGAACCCUAUUGAUGCUGCUGAAUUAUUUGAGAGAGCUUCACAUAGUAUACAGAUGAAACGUUAUAGCGAGGCAAUCAAUGAUCUUAACGCUGCAUUAGAGGCUGAACCGUCACUUUCUGAAGCAUAUUGGAGUCGAGCUUCAGUCCUUCGCUAUCUGUGCAGAUAUGAGGAAUCAGAGAAGAGCUAUAGAAAAUAUCUUGAAAUGAAACCUGGAAAUUCGGUCGUGGAGAAGGAGCUUUCUCAAUUGCAUCAAGCGCAGAGUGCUUUAGAUACAGCCAUCAAUCUUUUUGAGUCAGGCAAUUAUACUACUAAAGCUUUGGAUUUUAUCGAUAAGGUGGUACUUGUUUUUUCUCCUGCAUGCUCACAGGCUAAACUACUGAAGGUCAAGCUACUAUUAGCUUCCAAGGACUAUUCAGGGGUCAUUUUGGAGACAGGAAAUAUGCUUAAAGAGGAUGAGGAUGAUCUAGAGGCGUUGCUGCUCCGUGGUCGUGCCUAUUAUUAUUUAGCUGAUCAUGAUGUUGCUACAAGGCACUACCAGAAAGGGCUCCGCCUAGACCCAGAACACGGUGAACUAAAGAAAGCGUAUUUUGGAUUGAAGAAUUUGCUAAAGAAGACCAAAAGUGCAGAAGAUAAUGAAAAGAAGGGCAAGCUGCGUGUUGCUGUGGAAGACUACAAGGCAGCCCUUGCUUUGGACCCUAACCAUCAUGCAUAUAAUGUGCAUCUCCAUUUUGGUUUGUGUAAACUAUUGGUUAAGCUUGGUAGGGGAAAGGAUGCUCUAAAUGCUUGCACAGAAGCUCUUACCAUUGAUGAAGAGCAUGCUGAAGCUUUGGUUCAGAGGGGUGAAGCGAAACUAUUAGUAGAAGAUUGGGAGGGAGCUGUUGCAGAUAUAAAGUUAGCUGCUGAAAAAUCACCCCAGGACAUGAGCAUACGGCAAACACUUAUGAAGGCGGAGAAAGCUUUGAAAUUAAGCCAAAGGAAGGAUUGGUACAAGAUUUUAGGUGUUUCAAAGACUGCAUCUGUAUCGGAGAUAAAACGAGCUUAUAAAAAGCUGGCUUUGCAAUGGCACCCAGAUAAGAAUGUUGACAAUAGAGAAGAAGCAGAGAACAAAUUCAGGGAAAUAGCUGCUGCAUAUGAGAUUCUCGGGGAUGAAGAAAAGCGUACGAAAUACGAUCACGGGGAAGACGUUGAAGAGGGCAUGAACAUGGGGGGCGGUGGUGGAUUCAACCCAUUUGGUGCAAGCGGUUUUAGUAGCGGUGGUGGUGGUUUCACAUUCCGUUUCGAAGGCGGGUUUCCGGGCGGUGGCUUCCGCAUGUAACUCGCAAAUUUGAUGAAUUCAACUAACUUAACGACGGAGUUUUUGGUUGCUUGCAAGGCAAGUUUUGGGCUAGUUUAGAAAGGAUGCAUUGUUGAAAUGGUGUAGGAAAACUAGUGCUUGCCAUUUUGAUGCAAGUAGUUAUAGAAGGCAUAUGUUACUUAACCUUAUAGAUCUAGUUACAAAUUUGGUGUUAUUUGUAAACCGAAAAUCCCGAUCCUUCGUUUCUUUAACCGAUCAAA